Molecule: messenger RNA, 2492 nt
Organism: Gracilinanus agilis (Agile Gracile Mouse Opossum)
Lineage: Eukaryota; Metazoa; Chordata; Mammalia; Didelphimorphia; Didelphidae
Gene: CNOT6L
Product: CCR4-NOT transcription complex subunit 6 like
Biological process (GO): nuclear-transcribed mRNA poly(A) tail shortening
Cellular component (GO): CCR4-NOT complex; nucleus; cytoplasm
Molecular function (GO): poly(A)-specific ribonuclease activity; protein binding
Source: RefSeq, a predicted model, not a curated record
AUGCGCAGCCCCACCCCCAGCGGCGCCAUGGGGGCGUGUCCGGUUCCCGCCAGCCCCUCCACGUCAAUCAGUCCUCCUCUCACACUCGGCACCUUGUUGUUAAUCUCCAUCCGCAGCUCGCGCGGCAGCCGCCUCCUCUUUUCCCCCGGCCCGGGGGCUCGGAACGUGGGCAUCGUGAGUGAGAGAAAGAACCGGAAGGCGGCGGGGGCCGAGGCCGCGGCCUCAGCGAGCAGGCGGAGUCCAGCACCAAGUUUCACCCGCGGCGGCGGGCUCAGGUCGGAGCCGCGGAGUCGGGCGCCGCGGAGCCGUCUCAGUGAGCCUUGGGAGCGGGGCCGCCCCGCCGCGGCCUCCGCCUCGGCCCUCCCCACGGCCCGGCCGCCCCGCGCCCCUCCCGGCCGGUGCCUGUCCCCGCCGGCGGGCUGCCUGCAUGUCUUGGCUGCCCUCAGCCCCGCCGCCCCCGCCGUCCCCGCCGCCGCCGCCGCGUCGCCUCCCCCGCUUGCCUCGCCGCCGCCGCCGCUGCCGCCGCCUGGAGCUCGGCGCGCUGAAUGCAGACUAACAGGGAUGCCAAAAGAAAAAUAUGAUCCCCCAGAUCCUCGCAGAAUUUACACCAUCAUGUCAGCAGAGGAGGUAGCCAAUGGAAAGAAAUCUCACUGGACAGAAUUAGAAAUUUCUGGUAGAGUGCGGAGCUUAAGUACAUCACUUUGGUCAUUGACACACUUGACAGCUCUGCACCUAAAUGACAAUUAUCUUACUCGCAUUCCACCUGAUAUUGCCAAGCUUCAUAAUUUGGUUUACUUGGAUUUAUCAUCCAAUAAACUCAGAAGUUUACCAGCAGAACUAGGAAACAUGGUGUCUCUCAGGGAAUUGCUUUUAAAUAACAAUCUGUUACGGGUUUUGCCUUAUGAACUUGGUCGGCUCUUUCAGCUACAAACCCUGGGUUUAAAAGGCAAUCCUUUAUCACAGGAUAUUCUCAGCUUAUACCAGGACCCAGAUGGAACCCGAAAGCUACUGAACUACAUGCUUGACAAUCUAGCAGUUCAUCCAGAGCAGCUUCCUCCGAGGCCAUGGAUUACGCUAAAAGAACGAGACCAAAUUCUGCCCUCAGCAUCAUUCACGGUUAUGUGUUAUAAUGUGUUAUGUGAUAAAUACGCCACCCGGCAGCUAUAUGGCUACUGCCCAUCCUGGGCAUUAAACUGGGAGUACAGGAAAAAGGGAAUUAUGGAAGAAAUUGUUAACUGUGAUGCAGAUAUCAUUAGUCUUCAGGAAGUGGAAACAGAGCAAUACUUCACCCUCUUUCUGCCAGCAUUAAAGGAGCGUGCAUAUGAUGGAUUUUUUUCUCCAAAGUCACGUGCCAAAAUCAUGUCUGAGCAGGAGAGAAAACAUGUGGAUGGUUGUGCAAUAUUCUUCAAAACAGAAAAAUUCACACUGGUGCAGAAGCACACAGUAGAGUUUAACCAAGUGGCCAUGGCAAAUUCUGAUGGAUCUGAAGCCAUGCUGAACAGAGUCAUGACAAAGGAUAACAUUGGUGUGGCUGUGGUUUUAGAGGUCCACAAAGAAUUGUUUGGCGCAGGUAUGAAGCCUAUUCACGCUGUCGACAAACAGCUUCUUAUUGUGGCAAAUGCUCAUAUGCAUUGGGAUCCAGAAUAUUCUGAUGUGAAACUCAUCCAGACUAUGAUGUUUGUCUCAGAAGUUAAAAAUAUCCUGGAGAAAGCCUCUAGCAGGCCUGGUAGCCCAUCUGCAGAUCCUAACUCUAUCCCGCUGGUGCUAUGUGCGGAUCUUAACUCAUUGCCAGAUUCAGGUGUUGUCGAGUACUUGAGCAGUGGAGGAGUGGCUGACAACCACAAGGACUUUAAGGAGCUGCGCUAUAAUGAGUGUCUAAUGAACUUCAGCUGCAGUGGGAAAAAUGGUACCUCGGAAGGAAGAAUCACACAUGGCUUCCAGCUCCAGAGCGCCUAUGAAAAUAACUUGAUGCCUUACACAAAUUACACUUUUGACUUCAAAAAUGGUUAUCAUUUCAGUACUAAGUGUCAUCCCUGGAGGAACAGUGUUUCUACUUUUUUGUUGGACACUCUCAGACUCAAUCACCAGCUGCUUUAUUUUUCUAUUUAUUACAUUUGUCCAGUUGAUGAGGUCUGGAAACUAUUGACCACGCUGCUCAGCCAAGGUAUUUUUCACAGUAGACACUGUACAACUUGUGCGUGCAGGAGGACACAGUUGGGUGUUGGUAUUUUUUUAUUAAUGUGAAAAAUGACUAAACAAAGCAGUCCUGCCUUUGAAAUCUUGUGGCAGCUCAGAAGGGAGGUGCUUAUGAACCUUAACUACUAUGUCAAAUCACAAAACUACUUUUUUUUCCAUUUUGGAGAUUGGGUACUGCUCACACAUGCUGUCUAGGGGUAAAUAUCUGCUUGUCUCCUUGCACCUGUGUACUUUCCCUUUCUGUCCCUGCCCUUUCCUCACCCCUGUAGGCAAUAAAUGGCCAUUUUGCAACUGCA